Dujonia railenensis is the source of this 1803-nucleotide messenger RNA. The record is from the annotation of a GenBank genome assembly. NCBI's taxonomy places the organism in Eukaryota, Fungi, Ascomycota, Pichiomycetes, Serinales, Debaryomycetaceae.
AUGAUUAUCGAAACUACGAAGUAUCUUAUGGACUUGUAUUUAACUGGUAAUUUCUAUGAGAUUUUAGUAUUGGCACCAAGUUUUCAGAAUUUGGAUUUGCCAAUUCCUGCCAGACUAAUAUUAAGUCUUGUCUUGUUGCAACUAGGAAGAGUUCAGACAGGGAUUAGGGAACUAGCCAUCUCAAUUGAGUUAGCUAGCGAUGAGAAAGAGAGACACCUUCUCAGCGAAUAUCUCCUAAAAGCUCAACAACAGCUGUAUUCCAGUCAAAUCCGCGCUCCUCCAAUCCAUAAGCAAGCAGAUAUGUUUCUCAUAGCUAAUGGAAUCCUAGAAACCUACUCACUUGGUAGAAUUUGCAUUAUUACGAAUAAUUUAUGCUGCGAUGUAUUAAAAAGUAUUAUCACGAAGGAUGAAGUAGGCUUACUUAAUAAAUUUGUUCAAUCUGUCAAGCAUUUCAGUCCCUUAUAUGUUUAUAGGGAAGUUUCCCAAAAAAGAGAGAUGUUUGAAUCGUAUAUGAACAAAGAGAUUUCGAAAUAUCCAGAAAUUGAGUACUCUAACUGCUCAUCUAGUACUAUGCUCGAAAUGAUAAGUAGAGUUACUCGACGUUCACCCUCCAAAGUUUUUUCGUUAGCAAUCAGUGGGUUGGUUGUCAAACACCAAAUAGUCAGAGGAUUCCUUUGCUACGUAUGUGAAGAGUACCAUAAAGCGUUUGAAAUAUUCGAGUGGUUAGAAAUUUACUUCAUAGGUUCUGAAGAAAUAUUAAUGGAUAGAAAUGAGUUUUUAUCAAACGUGACUAGGAGACAGGUGGUUUUGUUGUUAAUCUGCAGUUAUCUAAUGAUAGUUGAUAAAAAAGAAGAACAACUUUUGGAGUCAAAGCUUUGCUACCCUGCAUAUCAUUGGAGGAGAAGCAAGAAGUGUGAAAAGUCUGAUACUGCAGAAAAUUUGUUAGUAUCCAUUACUCUGGUGGGAAAAGAUAUGAAUCGUAUAUCUGAACUCUUGAGUGGUAGGUUAUGCCUCUAUUUCAUUUGUGCUGGCGGUCUUUAUGAAAAACUAGCUUUCAAGAGAGCAACUCUGGUUAAAAUAAACACUAACAUUUUGGCUUUAAGGCUAAAUCAAGAUGAGAUCAAAGAGAUGCUAAGAAAGUAUAUUAUAGCAACCACGAUAACAGCACACGAUGACCCAUCUGUCAUUGACCUUUAUCAAAGAAUUCUAUGGGGGCUACUAAUGUACGGAGGCAUUCACUUGCAAGCAUUUUGGUUUUUUAAAUUUUUAAGAGAUUACUUUUUUAAGGAACUUUCGAUCGGGCCGAUUAUGUUUGAUAAGAGUGGUACAUUCUAUCCGUUUGGCGAGAAGGACAUACUUACUAAAUAUCCAAAUAGCCAUGAGUGUGUUGAAAAAAUCUAUCACUUAAGGAAAACAAUGAUUGAAGAUUCUUGCGCUGUCGAUAACGAUAUCACCCCAUUGCAUCAUAGUGAUUCUCACCAAUAUUUGAUACCUCAAGUUUUCGUGUAUAACAAUCAAUUAAUAUAUUCUAAUGAGUUUUAUGAUGAAAUGGUACCAUACUGCAGUCAAAGAGAUUUCAUAUCAAUUUCGAACAACGACGUUAGACCAAAGAUAAGAGAUCAGCAAAAACUAAAUGGUGAAAUUGUUCUGAAAUGCAUCAAAGUUAGUGCUGGAUUUAUGAGAUUGUGGUUGAAUUCGUUUGAGAUUUAUAGAGGCAUCAUCCCAGAAGAAAUCAUUGAAUUUUGGGAGGAAUCAAGAAUGGAAAAGGUCGACUUUGAAGAUUUUGAAGAAGAAAAUUUGUGA